Messenger RNA from Haliotis rubra (blacklip abalone), 3340 nucleotides. RefSeq names its product leucine-rich repeat-containing protein 74B-like. The transcript is spliced from 14 exons. Gene Ontology annotation, molecular function: protein binding; calcium ion binding. The record is from RefSeq and is a predicted model, not a curated record. Lineage: Eukaryota; Metazoa; Mollusca; Gastropoda; Lepetellida; Haliotidae. The coding region runs from base 414 to 2234 and encodes 606 amino acids.
CGGCCGAGGUCGCCAUAGAACCGGAGGUGCUUCUGUGUCUCCAGGAGAACUCAUGGACGGGAUCCCGGGUCUCGCAACAAGUGUGACUCGUGCACUGCACAGUGCGGUGACGUCAGUGACGACAAUCUUUGUGCAGCAAACGACAACUGUAGUUUAGGUUAGAUCGUUCGUCACAAGUGGACUGCAAGCCGCUAUUUUGAGGGACAUAUUUUUGUGUUCUCUUCCUAGUCGUCAAGGAAGUCACAAUGGGUCUCUGUCGUAGCAGCCUGACAUGAUCACACUGUUUCCAUCACAGAACAUCCUCAUCAAAGAUAACACCAUCACCACAGAACAUACCCUCUUCUGAUCUUCUGAGAAGAUCCCCUCAUCUCACCCUGUUCACCAGAAGAUCUCCGCGAGAAUCCAACAGAGAAAUGGAUCCCCCUCUUGACUUGAGCGAUCUAGAAUUACGGAAGAGCAUUUUAGCUCGUCAAGAUCAACUGCAGGAUUACCGGAAAACUACUGAAGAAUCUGGCGGGAACAUACACCUGCUACGUCAACAAUCUUGUAGUGCGCCACCUGGUGGCCGUCAGAACUUCCGGCGGUUGACUAUUGACAGAUCAAGGACCAUCAGCAGGCAAUGCAAGGCGAGGUCAGGGGUUACGUCACUUGGUAGGUCAUGCGGCAAUAUUGCUGUAAAUGUUAACGCCAGUCGACCAUUUGAGAAGUCGUCUUGUCGCCCAGUUAGUAGUGCGAGCUGCGAGCACCCCGCCAACGUCAGAACCAUUAUCAGCAGAGACAGCUUGACAGCAGCCUGCCUGGACGACGACUACGUCGACUCAGACCCAGACGAGAACCCUUCACCAUGUAAGACGUCCCUGGAUGACGAGAGGCGCCAUGUCUACCUGGCUGCCUGUCGGAGACUGAAUGUUGUGCCUUCCUCAACCUACCUGAGAUGCGUACGCAGCAAGGUCGUCAGACUGAACCACCAGGGCCUGACAGUUCGGCCAGUCAAGGCAGUGUGUGUAUCACUUGUGGAGGAGCUGGCGGUGACAGAGCUGGACUUGGCGAACAACGACAUCGGGGACGCCGGUCUACGUUGUAUAAUCGACAUGCUGCACCACAACUCGAUAAUACACGUGCUGGACGUGUCCAACACCAAUCUUCAUACCCGCGGUGCCGCUAUGUUGUCUAGUCUGUUGCUGGACAAUGAUUCACUGCAAGUCCUCAAGGCUGCUGGAAAUAGGUUCAAGGAGGAAGACGCAGCCCAGAUUGCCGAAGCUCUCACAAAAAAUACGACAUUAAGAAGCCUUGAUCUCAGUCACAACGAGAUCCGAGAUGGCGGCUGUAGGCUCGGCAAAUGUCUCGGACUAAACUCAACAUUAGAAACGCUGAACCUGAGCUGGAACCACCUGAGAUCAGCGGGUGUGGCUGGAAUGGCUGCUGGCAUCAAGGUAAACAGCGCCCUGAGGACCCUGGACCUGUCGUGGAACGGGCUGGGGACGGAGGGGGCGAGGUCUGUGGGCAGGGCCCUGAGGGACAACGUGACCCUGGAGGAGCUGGCCCUCAACUCAUGUCGUAUUGGGCAGCAGGCACUAGGGGAACUCCUCGGGCAGAUGAAGACAAACACAACCCUGAAGACGCUGAAGCUGAGCAGUAAUCCGAUCACCCACCAGGGCGCACUCUAUCUCGUGGAAUUUCUCAGGGACCACCCAUCUAUGGAGAUUAACCUGGUGGAGAUAUCGGAUGUGGUUGUUUCUGGGGAGUUCUCCAGGCUGAUCGACAGCAUGAGGUGUUUCCGACCGACGUUCCGUGUCGUCCAUGGCGACGUCCUCAGGAGCAAGGACGCUGUAUUGAGAGAACUACAGGUGCCUAGGGUGAAGGUGCGUGACCCGUUUGUGGUGCUGAUGGAGCAUGUUGAUUCCCGGGACAUGAGACUGGUGGACCUGUUCACUGCCCAUGACUCGGACAACAAAGGUGUCGUUUCCCACCAGGACUUUAUUAGAGCAAUCAAGGAGGCUGGGGUCAACAUCGGGAAAAAGCAGGCACGCCAGCUUGUGGACAUGCUCGAUAAGGACUGUAGCGGAGAGAUAGACUUUGUGGAACUGAUCGACAGAGAGAACAAGUACAGAAAACUCCGGGAAGUACGGGUCACAUCAGGGCAUGGGAGCCAGGGCAUCAUGACAGCAAUGGCAAGUGGGAAAGCGGCAUCAAAUCAACUGCACCAAGCAGACACCAAUGAGAAUCACAGGUAGGUGCACACAGACAGUGACAAGUGAAAUUUUGAGAAACAUGCUCAUUACUCAGCACAUCCUCUGUUCAUGAAGCUGUCUCCGUUCCUCCAUCCCACAUUACUAUAGGACAAGGUUGUGGGUACAGAGACACCAUAUACAGGCACAUCAGAACCGAAACCUGGAGUUGUAGCUGCUGCGGUCCGUGGAUAUAUAUACAAGAACAGCCCUGUGAACCACUAGGUUUGUCAGUGUGCUGUUGGUAUGUGCAGUAGUCAUAAUAGCAGUCUUCUUAGAACAAAACACAAGCCAUUAUUAUAUGUUUGUUGUUUAACGGUGCACUCAGCAAUAUUCCAGCUAUAUGGCGGCGGUAUGUAAAUAAUCGAAUCUGGACCAGACAAUCCAGUGAUCAACAGCAUGAUGGGAUGCUAUGUGUCAACCAGUCAGUGAGCCUGUUCACACGAUCCUGUUAGUCGCCUGUUGCGACAGGAUGAGCAUCGAUCUACGCAAAUGGAAUACGAUGUGUCAACCAAGUCGGCGAGCCUGUUAACCCGAUGAUCGAUCAUGUUUAGUUUCACGUCGCACUGAGCAAUAUACCAGCUAUAUGACGACCAUCUGUAAAUACCUGGACCACACAAUCCAGUGAUCAACAGACUGAGCAUCGAUCUACGCAAUUGGGAUACGAUCACAUGUGCCAAUUCUAACCUGGUUCUUCACGAGUGGCCCAGUCUGAAACAACUGCCAAGAGAAAACUAUAUUCAUGUUCAUUAUGUUAACCAACAUUUACAGCAAUGUCAAGCAGCUUGUUAAUAUCCUGAUGGCAAGCAAGAAGCUUACAGCAAACACAGUGACUGACGCCUUUAACCUAUGACCCAGAAACAGUGAACCAAUAUUCAACUGAUCUGUUUUGCUCUCAAAUCCUAAGUUGAGGAUCAUGCACUGACCUGAUGUGAAGUUGAUGUAACUUUUGUACAUUGUUUGUUAGUAAUAGCUAUAUGCAAAUAAAUCUGCCGAAUAAUACUGUCAAAACACAGUGACUAUCACCUCUACCAAGUAGUCAAGACUAGAAAAUAUCUGACACAGCUGAAAGUUAUGUUUUGUAAUUGAAAUAAAAAAGAAAAGGCUUGAUA